UACUGUCUUCCGGUUAUAAAACCUUCAUCGUUUGUUAAAAGUUGAAUAGAAAAAUCAUACGUUGUGACAUUCACGCUCCUAUAUUGGAUUAUGUUUAUUUUUUGAAGACACGCGUCUUAGGUUUCUUGUUUGUUUCCUAUGUAUUCCGCAUAUGGGCAAGUGGAUAUGGAAAAGUGUUGUCAUGGACGGUUCAGUAUGUUGCUAUUUCAGACGCCAUGCUCUGUCAAUUAUGGUUACGUGUGUUUAAGAAUGGCGAUGAAAAUAUAUUUUGAGCACUUUUAAAGAAGCAGUUAUACUCAUAGUAUUGUAAAUACAACAGCAGAGAAGCGAUGCAUCUAACUAAUAAUUGCUUUACCUGGUGAGAGAUGGACCUAGGGGAGAGAUACGAUCGACUCAUUGCAAAAUGUGUUGAAAAGGACAAGUAUAUCCGGCGCCUGGGAAAUGUACUGAGAGGCUGUCGUUGUGGUAUUGUCACAGAAAUGCUGCUUGAUGAACUAUGUUUGACUGAAUCUGACCUGGAGAAAAACGAAUACCUGCAGCUUCUGUCUCCUUUUGUACACAGCCAAACACGAGUUAGCCUACAGGGAGAUGUGAGUGCCAGCGAGAAGUACCCUAUAGUAUCUGUACAUAACAACUCUCCAGUGAACAAUGUUGUACCCUGGGUGCAAGUCACAGCUCUCACUGCAUUGUCUGCUGAACUGGCAGCUAAACAAGAUGACCGACUUCACCAACAACCAACCGAAGCAUAUCACAGGAAUGAUCGAGAUGACACACAUUUUAUCUCAGUAUCAGACAACAGGUCAUUCCCAACUCAAACUACACAUGACGUCACAGAAAACUUUGCUGACAGACCCAACAUAGAAUCUGAACACAGCUAUGCCAAUGGAUCGGAAAUAUCAGAUCCAGGAUCACAGUACGUUCCUCAAGGCAUCAUCAGUCUUCCAGAGUCCAACCAUUUCAACAGAGUCAGUAUUAAUGGAGUAAACGAGGAGUAUCAGCCCCAGCAUGUACACGGGGAGGGUGGGGACAGGCCGCAUACCACCGUAGAGGAAUCGGGGGGAAGGUAUGUUACCACGAACAGUCAAUACCCUGAGGCCACAGCGAUGAGUGAUACAGACCACAGUGAUCGAUUCAUCAGCCGGCAGAGUUCAGAAACGGGAAACUUAUUGAAUAAUUUGACUGAUUUAGCAUAUCAAAAUUUUGUGGACAAUGUCCCAUUUUCACCCGUGUCCCCAGCAGAGUCAAGCUCUGAGAUCUUCAACCUGCAGCCUCCAGUAAUUCCGAUACAGGUGACAGACAACAGAGUGCAGCACUUACCAGCUGUACAAAAACCUUCAGAGUCACAAGAUCAGGUGGAAGUAAGACCGAAGAUUACUUCCCACAAGUCUAAGUAUCGAUGUGAUGUGUGUGGAAAAUGCUUUGCUAAGCCAUCAAAACUAAAUGAACACGUCCGAGUCCACACUGGAGAGAAACCUUUCAGAUGUCCCACCUGCCAGAAGUGUUUUGCCCAGUCGGGUACCCUGAAGUACCACAUGAGAAUCCACUCUGGAGAGAAGCCGUUCACAUGCGCAGAUUGUGGCAAGACAUUCACACAGCCGGGGCAGCUGUCGUCACACGCACUCAUCCAUCAAGAAAAGUCCCAUAAGUGCCAGUUGUGUAAGAAAAGCUUCACAGAAGAACUGUUACUGGAACGCCACAUGAAAAUCCACAAAAAGGAACGCCCCCAUAAAUGUGACAAAUGUGGAAAGUGUUUUCUCCACUCAGGUAAUCUCGUCAUUCACAAACCGAAGUGUUGUGGGGCAGAUGAAGAACUGAAAUGUAAGGAGUGUGGGAAGGUGUUCCAGUCUCGGGACGAUCUAGAAGAUCACGAUGAAGAUCAUUCGAAAAACAAGCCCCAUCAAUGUGAAAUUUGUUUGAAGAGAUACAAACAGGCAAUAAGCCUUUGUAAGCACCGGAGUUCCCACGUGGAGCUCAAACAGAAGCUGCAUAUGUGUGAGCUGUGUGGGCAGUGUUACAGUAAACCCAGCCUACUGAAAAUACACUUGAGGAUCCACACAGGUGAGAAACCUUUCAUGUGUGAUUUGUGUGGCAAGUUUCACGGCUCUGCAAACAAUCUUCGACGUCACAUGCUGUCCCACACAGGGGAACGUAAUUUCAAGUGUAAGGAUUGUGGGAAGGACUUCUCAACUGCACAUAAUCUGGAGUACCACUCUCGUGUUCAUUCUGGUUUAAAGCCAUUUAAAUGUGACAUUUGUGGAAAGGGUUUUCCCUUUUCCUUCAGUCUAGACCGUCAUAUGCGGACUCAUAAGAACGCUCAUCGUACAUGAUUGGUGACUUACCUCAUAGUAUUCAUACUUGUUGAAACAAUUUUGAAACUUUUAUACCACUCUGUGUACAAUGUUCAGUGAUAUUUUAAGCUCACCUGAUCUGAAAAAGUUAUCCUGUGUUGUUUUUGUUUAUCACCCACCAUCUGCCUGUCAAAAACGUUUACUCUUUCAAUAUCACUUCUGAAUCCAUCCUGUGUAGAAAAUAUCUGAUGCUUGAAACAUCAAUAUAGCAUUAUUUUGGUUGUUCUAAAUGAAUCAUAUUGAAAUGUGAGCGGAAAGUUUGCAGUGUGUUCUUGAAAGUGCUUUAUCAUUUGUCAUGGCCUUUGGUUAUGUUUGUUGUGCAUUUAAAGCUUCGACUAUAUUUUUACAUUUUUUUAUCUCUGUACUAUUUUGAUGGUCAUGAUCAUUAUGACUGUGUAUAACAAUCAGCAUCCUGAUUAAUCCAUGUUUGUGUUUGAAAUAUUCCAGGAAAAGUCCAACUACUAACUAGCACUUUAGCUUUGUUUGUAUAACCCCUGUAGUACCAAGAGGUUGUGAAAAGUCACUAAGUGGAAAGGGUCGUUAGGCUCACUGACUUGGUAGAUGGCGGGGAUCAUUAUCACAAUAUCAGUCACUGGAUUGUCUGGUCCAGACUUGGUUCUCUACAUGAUGUCAUAAUGUGAUUUGAAUUUAUCUGAAGCAAAUGUAAGCAAUAUGAAAGGUAAAAUCUGAUUGUCUGUUUUGAAGGACAUAGAAGGGGCGUAACUCUUAAUAAUAAUUUUGGUCACAUUACGAUCACAAUUGUUUAGCAAGGGUGGAAACUAGACUUGAACUGAGGGCAGUUGAUUCCCUCACCUCAGGAAAUACCAAUCCAGGAUUAAACAUCACAAAUGUUUGCUCCAUUUUCAUUUGUUUUUUAAUGAUGAUUUCCCUCUUGUGCUAUUGAAGAAGUGUUUCAGCUACCACACUCUAACUUAGUCUAAGGAUGCAGUUUGUAAGAGACAGAUUUCAGUGGUCUGAUUAUCCAACUGUUCACUGUUUAUAUAUAUAACUAUUGAACUAUGUUGAAGAUAUCCAUCUCUAAACGUGACUAGAUAACUGAAUGUUCCUAUAUGUCCUGGGGCAGUGGGGUAGCCUAGUGGUUAAGGCGUUCGCUCGUCACGCUGAAGACCCGGGUUCAAUUCCCCACAUGGGCACAAUGUGUAAAGUCCAUUUCUGGUGUCCCCCGCCGUGAUAUUGUUAAAAAAACGGCGUAAAACGUAACUCACUCAUAAAUGUCCUGCAUCAGUUGUCAGCGAUCUAACCAAGCUUUUUUGUCUAGUGGCUAAAGCUUAGAAGAGGCACUGUAAGGAUAUGCCUAUCUUUGUAUCCAUUUAUGAUAAGGGUCUGUAUCCAUUUUUAGAAACUGAAGGGGCUCACUGGGAGCCUUGUGUAAGGGGGUAACAAUGUUUCUAUGCUGAGUUGUGUCCCUUGGUUGUGCCAGAUACCUAUGAUUGUGUGUUCACAUCCCUGUUCUCUCGGUUAUAUUUCAAAGAUUGUCAGUAUUGUACCAAACCUUGUGGCUUUCCUCUCAUGCUGAGCUGAAACAAGGUGAUUAAAUGGAAUACAGUGAAAACAGUGUUAAGUCACCUCCUGAUAACUACUCAAACAACUGUUACCUGACCAACUGUUAUGGUUACUGCAUAUACCUCGAGUGAUACUGCUACAACGAAUUUAUCUUGGUGAUGUGUUUCAAUUACAUUAUACAAGGGAUUUGUUCUCCCUUAUAGAAAUCCACAUGCAGCCUGUUUCCUUUGUAAGCAGCUUUUCUUGGAUUUAUGUCUCCUGUUCGGAAGGGAUGCAUAGUUUAUUUUGCGAUCCCUUGAAGCAAUUAUAUUCUAGCAGUCACUGAUAUAAAAUUACGAGAAACAUUUACCUUGAUCAUUGAUUAUGAUAUAAAUAACUGUUUUGAACCAGGCUUGAUUUGUCUUGCCUAGAUUUGUUCAUUUAUAAGUUGCUAUUAGCUGAUUUUCCUUGGCCAGACUCAAUUUACAAGCUGCCUUUCACUGAUUUGUCUUGACCAGACUUCUUAUAUACAGGCAUCUGCAUCUGAAAUAUUGUUGAGUGAGGGGUUAAUCAAGAAACUAACGACAAGAGAUGUACAUUUUCUUUGUGCUUAGGCACAAGUAGCACAAAAAUGUCAGUUGUUGUUUUUUAAAACAGAGCAGAGGUUGCAUGCUCGUGUCAGAAUGAGCAUGUGACAGUCAUUGUUACCAGACCCAUGAAGAUCCGGGUUAAAUUGGUCUUCAGUAACCAAUGCUUGUCAUAAGAGGCUACUAACAGGAUCGGGUGGUCAGGCUGGGUGGCUCGGUUGACACGUGUUAUCUAGCCCAAUUGUGUAGAUUGAUGCUCAUGCUGAUCACUGGAUUGUCUGGUCCAGACUCGAUUAUUUACAGACCGCCGCCAUAUAGCUGGAAUAUUGCUGAGUGCUGCGUUAACAGCAAACCAACAUUGUUACCAUAGUAAUGUCUUAAACAGCUGUUUGACCUUGUACGUGUCCUUGACCUCCCGUCUUGUUAAAGCGUAGCCAUCCAUUAAGUACCAUGGGAUCGGGUGUUCAGGCUGGCUGGCUUGGUUGACACAUGUCAUCGGUUCCCAAUUGCGCAGAUCGAUGCUCAUGCUGUUGAUCACUGGAUUGUUUGGUCCAGACUGGAUUAUUUACAGACCGCAGCCAUAUAGCUGGAAUAUUGCUGAGUGCGGAGUAAAACUAAACUCACUCACUCACCCAUUAAGUACGUCAUAUUCUAGGAGCUGUCUGGUGUGCAUUGUUCAUUUGUUGGGAGUUUGGAAUACUGAGGGCUUCCAUUUCACAUCCACUGAGCGGGCAUCAUUAACAUGUAUUGUUGCAUUUGUACUUAUACAAAUAGAGUAGAGUAUUUAUACAGUACUGGGUGCAAUCAUCCUGAUUAAAAGUGUGCAAUGGAGA
This is a messenger RNA of Haliotis rubra (blacklip abalone), 5271 nucleotides long. Its product is annotated as zinc finger protein 79-like. Gene Ontology annotation, molecular function: DNA-binding transcription factor activity, RNA polymerase II-specific; RNA polymerase II cis-regulatory region sequence-specific DNA binding. Bases 366 to 2327 code for a protein of 653 amino acids. Lineage: Eukaryota; Metazoa; Mollusca; Gastropoda; Lepetellida; Haliotidae. The record is from RefSeq and is a predicted model, not a curated record. The transcript has 4 exons. Gene Ontology annotation, biological process: central nervous system development; regulation of transcription by RNA polymerase II. Gene Ontology annotation, cellular component: nucleus.